CGUGAGAAAUAAUCAUUCAUGAUGACACUACAGACGACAAGAUCACCGCUUUAUCACUCAUUGAAACGUGUCUUCCAUGCGCCGUGUCAAGGCUUCGAACUGACAAAACGACCUUUUUUACUUUAUAUCCUUUGACAAGUCAUCCCACCUAUACUUCACCUCCACGUAUUACUUUCACUGUAAGGCUAAACCUUACCUUACCACACACGUUUCGCAACGUACUAACAAGUCCAAAUCGAUCUUCUGAAAGCUGCGAGGCAGCUUGAUGUGCUGAGCUGUAACGCUUUUCACUCCAGCCACGUGUUCGACUCACAAAAACGUAUGCAUGGGUACUCGGACCUAAAUUAACCUGAUUUAUAGACUUGUCGAAAUCCAAACCACUACGAAGCCUCUUCACCUGGGGAAACGUUAAUCGCAAUCGACGGAGGAGAUUGGAGAGAACCCCAAUAUCUGACACCACGUGUCAGUAUUCGUGUUAGGUCGAUAGGCACAGAGCUGUUAUUAGGGAAUUAUUAUACAACAUGUGUCGUUUUCUUUGCUCUUCAUGCAAAUAUGCCACGUGGAGAACCACGACUCUGCAGGCGCUUCUUUGAUAAUCAUCAAAAGCGCAUUCCCGCUAAAUUUUAGUGAUUAAAAUAAAUAAAUAAAUUCAGCAGUUAACGAAGAUUAUUCCGUGUCAAUUACCGCCUUCUCCACUUCUCCUGUUUUGCCGCGUGAAGGUUUCUCUGGCUCUCUUGCUUCCUUUCCCUUCGUUUCCUCUUUUCGCCUCUCGUAAAAUCUUAGAAUCACGACACAGAGAGGAAACCCUGGAAAAUAAUUUGAGUGACGUUGUAGCUUUAUGCGUUUAUUUAGCAUAUGCAGUUCUUGAAGCUUUCGAGUCGUUCAAUAGACGACUGAUGUGCAAUGAUAGUGCUGAAGAAAGAAGAAGAGAUGGAGCUGGAGUUAGGAUUGUCAAUUGGUGGAGGUUUUAAAAGGUCAGAGAAAGUGAACCACAUCAAAAGGGAAUCGGUUCAGAUUAAAAACAUGAAUGAUCAAAGAACUAGUUGUUUUAAUACAGCCCUGAGAGAUAAUCAUCCGAAAAUUUCGACUGAUCUACAGCUUGAAAGAAUGGGUGUUGCUCCCCAGGUAAAACGCGAGAAGAAACGACCAAAGAAACAGCAUCAUGAAGGAAAAACGAAGAGUGAAGAGUGCCUCAACGGCGGCUUUGGAGUUACACACGAUAACAAGAUGUGGUUAAAAUCACCAAAACUUGAGACUAGAGAAUUGGAGUUUGAUGUAAACGAAAGAGACUGCAAGAAAAGUAGAGUAGAAGAUAACGAAUCCCGAAACAAUAAUGUCGAUAUGACAAUGAAACAGGUGAAUCUGAAUUUUACCGUAGAGCAGAACAUCAAUAACAUGAAUCAAAAUGUCAGCUCAAGUUCUAAUCCAACGGCAUUCUCCUCGCCUACGGUUUGUCCAGUUUUGUACCCCUACCUACCGAUACAGUUCGUUCAAUUGCCGAACGGGCUACCAUAUCCUUGCGUGAAUGUGGUGCCAAUUUGGGGAAAUGGCGUUAGUAAGGGGAGUGAGCAGAAUUCGAAUGUGGUGCAGUCUUUGGUGAAUCAGAGUUUUAGGCCGUUUCAAUCGGGUAAUAGUCAUUCACUGGCUUUCAAUGUGGGUGAUGGGUGUGUUUCGGACCAGAAUGGCAGGAAAGCAGGGUCCCGUGGCUCGCCCAUGGGCAGUCCCUCUAUAGUUUCGGAUUACCAGAGCUCUUCCAAUGAAGCAGGUGGUAGUAGUGAAACCAGAAGUCAUUCAAAUAACUCGCUGCCAGAUCAGCGUUAUCCAUUGCAUGGCUCAAAAGUUAGUGAUAAAAAGGGCCAGUCUGAACACAUUGCAUCAUCGCCUUCGAGGGAAGCUGCUAAAGUUAAUGAUGAAACAACAAACUCUACUAAGCUAAAAAAUACAUCUAAUGAUUCUCAAUGCAGCCGAACUGCGAACUGUGCGCCAAAUUGUAUCGAGAAAAAGAUUGCAUCUAAUAAUGUCCAGUUGAGCCCAACUGAUAAAACCAUGGGAGGUGUGUCUACUACUGAAAAUCAAUCCCCUGGUGUAUUGAAGGAAUCCAAGAGGGACAUAAGCAAGCCUCCAAAGCCUCAAAUCCAGAAUCAAACUACCAUUUCCCUUCCCCAAAUGCCAUGUGUUUCGACGACUGGGAAUGGUCCCGAUGGGAAAACAAUUAAUGGGUUUCUGUACAGAUAUUCAAAAUUAGAGGUUAGCAUCAUUUGUGUCUGCCAUGGAACUUCCUUCUCUCCUGCUGAGUUUGUGCAGCAUGCAGGUGGCAGAGAUGUAUCAAAUCCUCUGAAGCAUAUUACCGUGAUUCCAUCCGCCUUUUGAAUGUACCUAACAAAGCCAAUUUUCUUUGUAAUUUUUUGGUUUUUUAAUCAGCUUCACAUGAAGUUGCAGAGAAGGUUGACAGUGUUGUUGCAUGGGAUAGCUAGGUAGAUGGUAUAUAUUUACGACUUAACGGAGCUCCUCCUCGCAAAGAGGUGGAGGAGGCUAUGUACAUUUAAAAUUUCUUCGUAUUUGGUUCUCAGAUUCGUAGGCCAGAGACUACUCCUUUUCCGCUACCUUAACUACAAAAAUCUUUUUUAUAAUAAUUGGUCUUUCUAACUUUUGAUUUA
This is a messenger RNA of Mangifera indica (mango), 2657 nucleotides long. RefSeq lists its product as uncharacterized. Gene Ontology annotation, biological process: signal transduction; negative regulation of DNA-templated transcription. NCBI's taxonomy places the organism in Eukaryota, Viridiplantae, Streptophyta, Magnoliopsida, Sapindales, Anacardiaceae. The record is from RefSeq and is a predicted model, not a curated record. The transcript has 2 exons. Gene Ontology annotation, cellular component: nucleus. The coding region runs from base 904 to 2370 and encodes 488 amino acids.